AUGAAAUUGUCAUGGUUUCCGGUGAUUGUCCUCUUAGUCAUAAACGUUGGUUCAUUUUUGCUAUUCCUCAAGGGGUUUUUCCCCUCCAAAAGGAUUCUUGAUGGGUUUAGCGAUGUGCUGCUACUUGGAUCUCAGAGGCCCAUGUUCGAUAAAGUCGUGGUUAUGGUGAUAGAUGCUCUUCGAUCUGACUUUUUAUUCAGUAAAUCGGAUUCAAAGUUCACUUUUGUACAUGAAUUGAUUGAGUCCAACAAGGCAAUACCGUUCACGGCUUUUUCUAACCCUCCCACUGUCACUUUGCCUAGAUUAAAAGGCAUUACCUUGGGGUCCACUCCUAAUUUUCUAGAUGCAAUUCUUAAUAUUGCCGACGAUAAGGAUAAAUCCCAAGGUCUAUUGAAUCAAGACAAUUGGCUUCAUCAGUUCAAGUAUUCUCUGAAUUCUCCCAAGACCAUCAAUUUCUAUGGCGAUGAUACCUGGCUCAAGUUGUUUCCUGACUUUUUCAACUCCACAGAUGGUACUAACUCCUUCUUCGUUAGCGACUUUUAUGAAGUGGACAAUAAUGUCACGAGACAUUUGGAUAAUGAAUUAGCUUCUGAAGCUAACUGGGAUGGGUUGAUUCUCCAUUAUUUGGGAUUGGAUCAUAUUGGACAUAAAACUGGACCCGACUCUAAAUUUAUGAAAUUGAAACAAGAAGAAAUGGAUAAGAUUAUUGAGAGAAUAUACACAUUUCUUAGCGAGUCCUCCAAUCAUAAGAAUACACUAUUCCUUGUAAUGGGAGAUCAUGGAAUGAACGAAAUUGGUAAUCAUGGUGGAUCUUCGAGUGGAGAAACAAGUGCAGCUUUAUUGUUUGUUUCGCCCAAGUUUGAACAGCUCAAGUUGAACUUGAAGGCUCCUCUUCCCCCAAAUAAUGACUAUAAUUACUACCAGAAAGUUAACCAAAUUGAUAUUAUUCCCACCCUUUCCUUAUUGUUGAACAUCCCCAUUGCGAAGAAUAAUUUGGGGAUCAUUAUAAGACAAUUUUUGGACCUUUUCCCUUCGAAACUUCAUCAUAGUAUUCUUUUGCAUAAUUGCAAACAAUUCUUAGAUCUCUUUCACUUGAAUAAUAGAGAUCAUAGCUUGAAUUCUGAGUUUCAUGGGUUAAGCACAACGGAAGAUGAUUAUAUCUUCUUGAGAAAAGUACAGGACAUUAUGUUCGAAACUGCCUCCAACUAUAAUUACUCAAAUUUGUAUUUAUCACUUUUUGGGUCUUUUAUAUGUACGUUGGCUAUCUUGGCUUACUUUAAUUAUGGAUUUUUGAGUAAGACCACGUUGGUUUUUCAAACCGCUAUGGUUCUUUAUUCGUUCCACUUCCAUGGAUCAUCUUUAGUCGAGGAGGAGCAUCAUUUGUGGUGGUUAUUGAAUUUGGGUUUUUUGGGUUAUCUUUUCAAGAUCCAAAAUUUUGAAUUACCCGCUAACUUUCUUAUUGUCUUAACAGCCUUGAGGGUGAUAAAGGCAUGGUCCAACACUGGCCAAAAAUUCAAUAAUUAUUACGUAUUGACCAACUUGCUUUUAGAAAAUCCUCCGCUUUUAUGGUUUUUGGUUGGUUUAACAUACUUAGUCUGCGGUUCUUUAAUCUACUUCCAAGGUUCCAUAAGGCACUGUUUCAACUUUCUGAUAUCGUCAAACUCUUAUGAUGUUUCUUAUUUGAAUAACGAUGUUAAUAAUGGAAUCACCUUUGUUAGUUUAAGUAUCCUCGCUACUAUGUCAUUCUCGUUCAAACUACUACAAGGGUAUAUGGAUGGAUAUGAUAUACCUGAGUGGUUGGAAACUUUUAUCAGCUGGAACUUACUAUCAUUUGAUAUCAGAGAAUUCGAUAAAUCUCGUAUUUCGAACUUACUUGUUUCAUUAUCCAAUAAUUGUUUGGCUGGAGUUCUAUUGAUAAUCUUCUUCAGGAUUGCUUUAAAGUUUUUAAGGGGAUUCAAAAUAGGUCUUAUCACUGAUUUGGUCAACUUGUUAACGUUAUUCUUAAUAAACCAAACAAAAAUUGAAUUGGUUCCAAUGUUUUUGAUAUUUUUUAUUAUUAAGCAUCACUUCAGCAAAAUUCUUCUUAGCUACAGGGAAAACUACACACAAUUAGACCAGUUGGUAUUUAUAGUAAGCCUGUUCAGCUUUCUAAUCUCAAACUUGACCUUCUUCUCCAUGGGUGGUACGAACCUGUUGGCAACUGUUGAUCUAUCUAAUGCUUACAACGGUAUUAAAUCUUAUCAACUCGAAAAAGUUAGUGCAUUGACUUUCAUAUCAAAUUUUAGUGGACCAAUUUUCUGGUCAUUGUCUUCCAUUCAGUUAAUAUUUGAGACGAACUUGGUUAAUUUUCAAAUCAAAAACUUUGCUAGUGAUUUGAUCAAUUUGAAGGGGAUCAAAUUCAAACUCUUGAAUUUGAAAUUAUUGACUAACCUUUUGUUUUACUCUAUUUGUUGUACAAACUUGAUAUUUGCCUGCUAUAAUUUGAGAUUCCACUUAUUCAUAUGGACGGUUUUCCUGCCAAAACUUUUAUAUUUUGGUGUAUGGUUUGUUCUUCUCAAUACUUUUAUCGAAUUAGGUGUAUCAGGCAUUCUACUCGCAAUUACAUGA
Molecule: messenger RNA, 2607 nt
Organism: Yamadazyma tenuis ATCC 10573
Lineage: Eukaryota; Fungi; Ascomycota; Pichiomycetes; Serinales; Debaryomycetaceae
Source: RefSeq, a predicted model, not a curated record